Molecule: messenger RNA, 1201 nt
Organism: Camellia sinensis
Lineage: Eukaryota; Viridiplantae; Streptophyta; Magnoliopsida; Ericales; Theaceae
Source: RefSeq, a predicted model, not a curated record
ACACUCGAACAUAACAAAACAUACAACUUGAUUGAGUGAGAGAGAAAGAGAUAAGCAGAGAGAGAGAGAGAGAGAAGCAGAGAGAGAAGCAAAGAGAGACAUGGAGGCCUUCCCACUUAUCAACAUGGAGAAGCUAAAUGGUGAAGAGAGGGGAGCCACCAUGGAGCUUAUCAAAGAUGCUUGUGAGAAUUGGGGAUUCUUUGAGUUGGUGAACCAUGGAAUUUCACAUGAGCUAAUGGACACAAUGGAGAGGAUGACAAAGGAGCACUACAGGAGGUUUAGGGAGCAGAGGUUCAAGGAGCUGGUGGCUAGCAAGGCUCUUGAGGGUGCCCAAGCUGAGGUUACCGACAUGGACUGGGAGAGCACCUUCUUCUUGCGCCAUCUCCCUCAAUCCAACAUUUCUGAAGUACCUGAUCUUAACGAUGAAUAUAGGAAGGUUAUGAAGGAAUUUGCUUUGAAAUUAGAGGAACUAGCAGAGGAGCUCUUGGAUUUGCUAUGUGAGAAUCUUGGACUAGAGAAAGGCUACCUAAAGAAGGCCUUCCAUGGAACAAAGGGUCCAAACUUUGGCACCAAGGUUAGCAACUACCCACCCUGUCCCAAGCCAGACAUGAUCAAGGGGCUCCGAGCCCACACUGACGCUGGUGGCAUCAUCUUACUCUUCCAAGACGACACGGUCAGCGGUCUCCAGCUCCUCAAGGAUGACCAGUGGAUCGAUGUUCCUCCGAUGCGCCAUUCCAUUGUGAUCAACCUUGGUGAUCAACUAGAGGUAAUCACCAAUGGCAAAUACAAGAGUGUGCUUCACAGAGUGAUCGCCAAAACAGACGGAAACCGGAUGUCAAUAGCUUCGUUCUACAACCCUGGCAACGAUGCUGUCAUCUUUCCAGCACCGGCACUGGUGGAGAAAUUAGAAGAAGAGGAAAAGAAGGAAGUGUACCCAAAAUUCGUGUUUGAUGACUACAUGAAGCUCUAUGCUGGGUUGAAGUUCCAAGCCAAGGAGCCAAGGUUCGAGGCCAUGAAAGCCAUGGAAGCUAAUGUUGGCCUAGACACUGUUGCAACAGCUUAUUAAGAUUCUAUUAUAAAGAUCAAAAUUGAAUUUUGUUGUAUUUUUUGCUGGGUUAUGACUAGAAGUCAUAGCUUAGUGCUAUAUUGGUUUACUAUUUCUAAUAAAAGGUAAAACAAAGAGAAUAUAUUGAUUGAAUAA